Molecule: messenger RNA, 1502 nt
Organism: Ricinus communis (castor bean)
Lineage: Eukaryota; Viridiplantae; Streptophyta; Magnoliopsida; Malpighiales; Euphorbiaceae
Product: GLABROUS1 enhancer-binding protein-like
Exons: 1
Coding region: 99-1274 (391 amino acids)
Biological process (GO): regulation of DNA-templated transcription
Cellular component (GO): nucleus
Source: RefSeq, a predicted model, not a curated record
UAUACCUUAUUUCAAUUCGGUCUUCUUGUUUCUUGAUUUCGUACCCUAAAAAUUUCUCUGCAAAAACCCUAACUUUGUCUACAUUAAAACCAAAACCAAUGGCCCCUAAGCGCUCAACUCCGUUAGAAGAUCCACCAGCUGCUUCUUCCUCUGAAGAAGAGGAGGAAGGAACCUCUAGCGGUGAAGAAGAGGAAGAGGAGGAGGAAGAAGAAGGAUCUUCCUCUGAAGAAGAACAAGAGACACAGAAGCCACAGACACAAAUCGUAACCCCAAAACCACCACCAAAACAACCCGAGUCCGAGUCAGAAUCUGAAUCCGGAUCCGGAUCCGAAACUGAUGAUGAUGAAAAACCCAAGAAGGCUCCUAAUUCUACUGUCAAACCUAUUGCUUCCAAGCCCAUGGAAGAAACCCCACCAAAAACCACCAAACCCAGGUCCAAACCCGCCCCGAAACCAACGACGGCAGCUGCAGCAGGGAAGAGAGCCAGUGAGGUUGACCGUGAGCCGAAGGACUCGAAACGGGCAAAAAAGAAGGAUCCGGAGUCCGAUGGAGCUGUUACUGCUACUGCUGAGAAGUCGGAGGAUACAAAGAAACAGCUUUUUCAAAGACUAUGGAGUGAGGAUGAUGAGAUUGUUGUGUUAAAAGGUAUAAUUGAUUUUAUUGAAAAAAAAGGAGUUGAUCCUGCAAAGGAUAUUAUUUCCUUUUUUGAUUAUAUUAAGAAAUCACUGCACUUUGACGUGUCUUUAAAUCAGUUGAAGGAUAAAAUUUGGAGAUUGAAGAAGAAAUUUGAGAAUAAUGUUAAAGGUAAAAAAGGUGAAGAUAAGACAUUUAGCAAGUCUCACGAUCAAAAGUCUUUUGAUCUGUCGAAAAAGAUUUGGGGUACUGAUGGAAUUAUCGGUGCCUCGGAUUCAAGCAUUAAGCCUAAUGGAAAGGCCAAAAAGGCUACGAAUAAUAAUGCUAAGAGUUUGGUUGCAUUGAAGGCUGAAUUAGGUAUGGAUGUUGAUAAGGAGAAUGAGAAAGUUGAUAAGAUGGAUGUUGAACUCGAGAACCAUUCCAGUCUGAAACAGUUUGAUAGGGGUGUGGGUGUUUCAGGAAUGGAGGAUUACGUGAUCAAAAGGGGGUUGGAUAUGGUUCAGGGAGCUAAAAAGGCUGAGAUGGAAGAGAAAUGGAGGAAGCUGCAUGUAGCCGAGUUGGAGCUUUUUCUUAGGAGGAAUGAGUUAACAAGAGAGCAGGCAAAGCUGAUGUUGGCCUCGUACAAGAAUGAGCAGGAUUGAUUAGCCUUUUGGAAAGGUAUAAAUUGUGUUUGUUUAUGUUGUUCUAAGUUAUUAAUUGUUUCUGUUGUUUAGGAUUUGGUAAUUAUGGAGAUUUUUAGUAUUAAUUUUCUUAGCUAACUUUCAUCUUUUCAUAAUGUUUACUCUUCGUGCUUGUUUAUUGUUGUUUUAAGGAAUUUAAUGUCUAUUUUUCUCUCAAGAUUAUGAAUAAUCUACCAAGUGGUUAUCGUA